AUGCAAUGUGCGGAAAAACAUCGAGCGAUUGCCAAGUUUAUUACAAGCGAGCUGUAUGCUACAGAGAAAUCGUUUUAUCAAUUCUUGUUGUUUGUUCGUUCUAGCUAUAUGGAGCCAAUGGAAAAAAAUUCUCAGAAUAGAACUACAUUAUUUAGGUCAAACGACGAUGUCUAUGUCUUAUUUUAUCAUCUCCCUGAUCUUGUGUCUGUUGCCUCAAAAAUGUUAUACAAGCUAGAGACGUAUGAUUUUGAUGAUUGCCCGGGCUUAGUCAUUGGCCGAAUUUUCAAAGAACUAGAGCAAGAUCUAGUGAUUUUUUUAAAGUAUGCAGUUCAUUAUCGGGGUCAUAUGAAAGCAAUUCGUCGAGCCAGUCAUAGUGCGAGAAGCAAUAAUAAAGUGGAGUAUAAUCGUCUGGGAUUGGCUGACUAUUUGAUUGCACCAUUCCAGCGCGUGCCACGUUAUGAAUUGUUACUGAAUGAUCUUUGCAAAUACGCCACUGAUCAGCAUGAAGACCUAAUCUAUGCCAGGAACAUGAUCAGCAGUCUAGCUGCUACGAUGAACCAAGUACAACAAAAUAUUUCUGUAAAUAAGUAA
Gilbertella persicaria is the source of this 591-nucleotide messenger RNA. Its product is annotated as Dbl homology domain-containing protein. The transcript has 4 exons. NCBI's taxonomy places the organism in Eukaryota, Fungi, Mucoromycota, Mucoromycetes, Mucorales, Choanephoraceae. The record is from RefSeq and is a predicted model, not a curated record. Gene Ontology annotation, molecular function: guanyl-nucleotide exchange factor activity. The coding region runs from base 1 to 591 and encodes 196 amino acids.